AAAGCUCCAUCGCACACAAAAACAAACCUGUCACAAUUUCCAUCAAAUUUCUCACCCAAACCAACAAAAUGCUGCCAAUCUUCUUCCCUCCAUACAAAGAUUUUGAUACUCCCUUACCAAUAUAAAUACCGCAACACUCCUCCACAAUCCACUCCUCCACAAUCCACUCACCACCACUCUCCAACUAAUUCCCAUUGACUUCAAUCCUCCCCCAAAAAUUUAACAGUCAACAUGGUCAGCACCACCAUCCUCGACGCUCUCAACGUCCGCGUCGUUGGCUCCGGCGACAAGUACGUCGUCUUCGCCCACGGCUCUGGCACCGACCAGUCCGCCUGGCAGCGCAUUCUCCAGUACUUCACGCCAUACUACCGCGUCAUUCUCUACGACCUCGUCUGCGCCGGCAGCGUCAACCCGGACUACUUCGACUUCCGCCGCUAUACCACCCUCGACGCCUACGUCGACGACCUCCUCAACAUUCUCGAUGCCCUUGGCGUCAACCGCUGCGCCUAUGUUGGCCACUCCGUCUCCGCGAUGAUCGGCAUCCUAGCCUCCAUCCGCCGCCCCGAACUCUUCUCCAAGCUCGUACUCAUCGGCGCUUCCCCGAGGUUUCUAAACGAUCGAGAUUACCAUGGAGGAUUCGAGCAGGAGGAGAUUGAGAGGGUCUUUUCGGCAAUGGAGGCCAAUUACGAGGCAUGGGUCAACGGCUUCGCCCCGCUGGCCGUUGGGGCCGACGUCCCGACAGCGGUCCGAGAAUUCAGCCGCACCCUGUUCAACAUGCGACCCGACAUCUCGCUUUUCGUCUCUCGGACCGUGUUCAACAGCGAUCUGAGGGGGGUUUUGGGGCUGGUCCGAGUGCCGUGCUGGAUAAUCCAGACGGCGAAGGACGUGUCCGUGCCGGCGUCGGUGGCGAACUACCUGAGGGACCACCUGGGCGGUCGGAACACGGUGGUGAUUCUGGAGACGGAAGGGCACUUGCCCCAUCUGAGCGCCCCGGGUAUGCUGGCUCGGAAGCUUCGCCACGCCCUUGCGUCGUAGGUGGGGGCGGCGGGAGGGGAGGACUAGCUGCGAGGCGAAGAAUUCAAGUGGUACACAUGUGUUGUGUUGUGACUUGGUGAGAAAUUUUAUAUUUGAAGUUGUUAACUUUUAGCACAUAUAUCUUAGUAUUUGUAUAAUGAUACAUAGGAUAUCAUCUUGUGUACUGAUUACGUUAAAAAAUCUAUCCUGCGGGACGCGUUAAAAAAUCUAUCCUGCGGGACGGGUUCAAGAUGAGGUAAAUAAGCAUGGAGAUAGCGACACGUGGUCCAAUACCUGUGGACAUUAGUCCUUUUGGAGCGAAACUAGUUUUGGAAGGAUAAGAAUCUCCACGUGAAUAUCACGUGAUGACGUAGCCCUCUUUUGUCAAUUAGCAAUGGCCCAAUCCUCCUCCUUUUCUUCUUCCAUUGUUCUUGUGCUUUACGAUAUUUCUUCUUUGGGUUGAAAUCUUUGCCUUAAUUCUGCAAUUGUACUCGACUUCUUAUAUCCAGCUUUUUCCAUUUCACUUUUAAAAAUAUGUUCUCUAUGUUC
Molecule: messenger RNA, 1563 nt
Organism: Malus domestica (apple)
Lineage: Eukaryota; Viridiplantae; Streptophyta; Magnoliopsida; Rosales; Rosaceae
Product: strigolactone esterase RMS3-like
Biological process (GO): secondary shoot formation; strigolactone biosynthetic process
Source: RefSeq, a predicted model, not a curated record